AUGACUCUCAAGGAGGAGUUCCAGACCCGCAACUUCAGCAUCUACGGACAAUGGGCCGGCAUCUUGGCCAUGAUCCUGUGCUUGGCGCUGGGCAUCGCCAACAUCUUCACAUUUAACGUUGUCAUCAUCAUCUUCUGCGCCCUCGCCCUCGUCUCCGCCUUUGUCAUCCUCUUCAUCGAGGUGCCCCUGCUCCUCAGCAUCUGCCCGACCUCGUCCAAGUUCGACGAAGCCAUCCGCAAGGUCUCGACCAACUACAUGCGCGCCGCCGCCUACGCCGUCAUGGCCGUCAUCCAGUUCCUCAGCACCAUCGCCUCGAGGACCUCUCUGAUCGCCGCCGGGGUCUUCCUGCUGAUUGCCGGCAUCUUCUACCUGCUCGCCGCCGUCAAGGGCCAGGACUUUGUCGGCUCCAAGACGCUCGGCGGCCACGGCGUCGCGCAGAUGAUUGUCUAA
Molecule: messenger RNA, 450 nt
Organism: Verticillium alfalfae VaMs.102
Lineage: Eukaryota; Fungi; Ascomycota; Sordariomycetes; Glomerellales; Plectosphaerellaceae
Exons: 4
Coding region: 1-450 (149 amino acids)
Biological process (GO): vesicle-mediated transport
Cellular component (GO): Golgi membrane
Source: RefSeq, a predicted model, not a curated record